Molecule: messenger RNA, 4672 nt
Organism: Marchantia polymorpha subsp. ruderalis
Lineage: Eukaryota; Viridiplantae; Streptophyta; Marchantiopsida; Marchantiales; Marchantiaceae
Source: the annotation of a GenBank genome assembly
GUUCUUGUAUGAGUGCAGUUCACUGAGCAGCGCGAAAGAAGAUAGUAUUUGGAUUUGGAGUUAGUGUUCGAGUGUAUUGUGUCGAGAGAUAGUAAUCGCAUCGAAAGUUGUACCAGGCGAUCGGCGACGCCUGGUCCACCGGCGACAUUGCCAGUCCCCACUCGGUGCUGUUAAAUUUGGACCGCCCCCUCUGCUCUUCCUCACUCACUUGCUCCUCCGGGUUUCCAGCUGCUCAGUUCGGCGCUCGUUCUGCUCAGCGAUCAGUCUCUGCCCCUCCUCAGACUGCUCCACUCUUCUUCUUCACGAUGAAUGAUGGUGGUGCAUGUUUCUGUAGCUGAAGCGGGGCUGUUGUCCGCUGUUCAUGAGUGAAUUCGCCUUGAGCUGAAGCCGGAGGCAAGUCGAGGACUUCGGAGACAUCUGCCGCCACCUUGUCUAUGCCAUCAUAACACUUCGCUUCCGAGAUUUUGUUCCUCUGUGGCGACAAUCUUGAGAACGAUAGCACCGGCUUUCAAAUUUCACAAGUCUGUCGAGAUUAUCGGGCGUACCUGCUAGUCCAAACUGAUGUCAAUCUUCUCGAGAGUGGCCGCUGUUGUUACCAGCGAUCGUGCUAAAAAGCUUGCGUUGAUCUCUGAAACAGAAGAGAAACAACGCAGAUCUAGAUUGGCCUUCAAUUGUUGAAUUUCAAGUCCGAACUCCCAACUAUUAUACAAAAAGCAUAUAUCUUUUCCCGACCUUCGGCUGCGCUCGGCGAGGAUUCCCCUCAGACUCCCACAAGAUCAGCUUCUUCCAUGGCGGACAAUGAGUGGAUCAAUGGUUACUUAGAGGCAAUCAUAAACACGGGUGAAAGGCUCGAUGGCUACCGCUCAGAUGGUUAUCGCUCAGAUGGGCGAACAGCUGUUCAGCCUGUCCUCAGCGCUGCCAACUACUUCGUCAAAGAGGUCACUGGAUAUGAUGAUGCUGCACUGUACCGAACGUGGAUUAAGGCUAAUGCCUCAAAGUACCCACAAGAGAAGGGAAAUCGCAUGGAAUACUUGUGCUGGAGAGUCUGGCACGUCGCUCGACAAAAGAAGAAGCUUGCUUGGGAGGACGCCCAACGGAUGACCCGAACUCACUUCGCCAAACAACGACUUCUCAAGGAGGUGAAUGAGGAAUUCUCCGAAGAUCUCUCCGAGGGAGAGAAACCCGACUUACCUCCCGAACCCCCAGUUUCAUACGGAUCAAACGGCAGCCUCUCUUCGCUGUCCCACUUAGAGAAUGGUCUCGGAGGUCGGCUGUACAUCGUUCUCAUCAGUUUGCAUGGCCUCGUACGCGGAGACAAUCUGGAGCUCGGACGGGACUCCGAUACAGGAGGCCAGGUGAAGUACGUGGUGGAGUUCGCGCGGGCGCUGGCGAUGAUGCCCGAAGUGUACAGAGUGGACCUGCUGACGCGCCAGAUCUGCGACCCGGAAGUGGACUCGAGCUACGGCGAGCCGACGGAGAUGCUGUCGUCGGGCGCGUACGACGAUGACGACGAGGUGGGUGAGAGCAGCGGAGCCUACAUCGUACGCAUUCCAUGCGGGCCGCGCGACCAGUACAUCCGCAAAGAGCUGCUGUGGCCGCACAUCCAAGAGUUCGUUGACGGAGCGCUGGCGCACAUCGUUCACAUGACCAAGGUGCUGGGCGAGCAGCUGAACAGCGACGCGCAGAAAAUCUGGCCCUACGUGGUACACGGGCACUACGCCGACGCGGGCGACGCCGCCUCGCUGCUCUCGGGCUCGCUCAACGUGCCGUUCGUCAUGACCGGGCACUCGCUGGGCAGGAACAAGCUCGAGCAGCUGCUGCAGCAGAAUCGGCUGUCGCGCGAGGGCAUCAACAAUCUGUACAAGAUCCAGCGUCGCCUCGAGGCCGAGGAGUACUCGCUGGAUGCGGCCGAGAUGGUCAUCACCAGCACCAAACAGGAGAUCGUCGAGCAGUGGGGCUUGUACGACGGCUUCGACGUCACCACCGAGCGAAAGCUCCGAAUGCGUAUCUCUCGCGGCCUCGAUACCUACGGCCGCUUCAUGCCGCGCAUGCAUGUAAUCACCCCGGGCAUGGAUUUCAGCAGCGUCAAAGUCCCAGACUUUGGUAGUGACGGAGACGGAGAAAGUAAUGCAUUCGUCAUGUCAGAGAUGUCACCGGCAUCUCCCCGUGGGGCACCACAAAUAAUACAAGAGAUCAUGAGGUUCUUCUCCAAUCCACACAAACCAAUGAUACUGGCCUUGGCUCGUCCCGAUCCAAAGAAGAAUCUCACAACGCUCCUCACAGCCUUUGGCGAGUCCAAAAAGCUACGUGAGUUGGCCAACCUGACCUUGGUGAUGGGGAAUCGCGAUGACAUCGAAAACAUGUCCAGCAGCAGUGCCACAAUCUUGACGCAGAUUCUGAGACUUGUAGAUAAAUACGACUUAUACGGUCACGUCGCUUACCCCAAACAUCACAAGCAGACUGACGUUCCAGAUAUAUACAGAUUUGCUGCCACAACGAAGGGUGUAUUCAUCAACCCUGCGUUAGUGGAGCCCUUCGGUUUGACUCUGAUUGAGGCUGCAGCUCACGGCCUGCCCAUCGUUGCAACGAAGAAUGGCGGUCCCGUUGACAUAAUAAAAGCUUUAAAGAAUGGUGUGCUCAUCGAUCCCCACGACAAAGGGGAUAUUGCGAAUGCGCUGUUAAAGCUGAUGAUGGACAGAAAAUUCUGGAACGAAUGUCGCCAGAACGGCGUGAAAAACAUCCACAAGUUCUCGUGGCCUGCCCAUUGUCGUGCCUACUUGUCACACAUUGCCAUGUGCCGGAUGCGGCAUCCGGAAUGGCAGGACGAUAAUUUCGUGGAUGAAACUACAGCUUUGGAAUAUCAGAGAGAUUCUCUAACGGAUCUGGAUGUUAACGACUUAUCUCUACGACUUUCCAUGGAUGGUACACGUGAUAUUUUCUCCUGGAUGGAGAAAAAAGAAAACUACCCCACCGUGAAAAAGUCUGAGAACGGAGGCACUUACACAAACGGACAUAGAAACAGACUCAAUCAAGGAUACUUGGAAACCGUUCUCGAAAGAGGCCUGGGGGAAGAUAAACCUGCCGAAACCUUUCAGAGCAAGGUGAACAUGUUCAGACGACGCAAGCAUCUCGUCGUGUUAGCAAUAGAUUCAUACGACAAAUCGACCGGGAAGCCUACGAAGAAGCUACUCAACAUCAUCAAUUACUUCCUGAAGACUUUCCGUUCAGAGAUUGCAUAUGCAUGGCGAGCCAUAGGAUUUGUUCUCUCGACGAGUCUGACAGGCCCUGAGACAGUGGAGUUUCUAAAAUCAGGAGACAUUUCUGCCCACGACUUUGACUGCCUGAUUUGUGCCAGUGGAAGUGAGCUCUUCUUCCCCAUCUUGCCUCCCAACAGCAGCCAUGAUCCUAGCGCCGUCUACCUCUGCCCAGAUCCUUACUACAAAGAACACAUUGAGUACCGCUGGGGUGGAGAUGGUUUGAAGAAAUUCAUGACAACUAUACCGAAGUUGGUCGCCGAGGACGAAGAGUCCGAGUCCAUCGGGGCGCUUGUCGAGGAUGUGCAGCGUUCAAACUCCCACAACUUCGCAUACCGGACGAUCAACAAGGAAAUGGCUCCAUGCGUCGACUACAUUCGCAGUACUUUGCGAGACAAGGGUUACCGAAAUCACGUCAUGUACUGCCAGCAGGAGAGCAAGCUCCACAUAUUGCCGUUGCUUGCCUCCCGCUCGCAGGCCCUCCGGUACUUGUUCGUGCGGUACGAGUACGAUGUGGCACGCAUGUUUGUGGUAGUUGGAGAAACUGGAGACACCGACUACGAAGAGCUGCUGGCGGGAACUCACAAGACAAUUGUGAUGAAGGGGAUAGUGGAAGGCGGUUCAGAAAGACUACUUAGAGGGCCAGGCAAUUACACUCGAGAAGAUAUUGUGCCAACGGACAGCCCGAAUAUCGUGCAAACUGAAAGUGAUGACCCCCACACGAUCAUGAAAGCCUUUGAAAAAGUGGGUCUCGGCGUGUACAUUAAGAAGUAAAUACAGAGAGAGUGGGAUAUAACCAUACAAUAAGAGGUCAUCAGCCGUAUCACAAAAUAGUGGAUGUAAAUAGAAUAAGGUGAUUCCCCAUUUUGAAAAUAAGAUCAGAUACGAAUGACGGUAACUACCUUGAGACUAAGUUGAAUAAUUCUCUUACUAUUACGAUUGGUGACGAAGAUGUACCCAGUUGCUCUUUUCUCCAGUCUCCCCUCUUCCACAUGCUUGAAUAAACAAUGCACGUCUUGGUAUAAAUGUGCUUUUAAUGCCCGAAAAGCAUGAUGGUCGGAAAAGUAAGUAGUCCAGAAAGCAGCAUGACGUAAUUUGACUCUUUGUCAGUGAUAAUGAUUAAACUAGACAGGAAAGAAAAGGAGAUGGAACGCUAGCAUGUUCUAGAAACAACCUUGAUCUGAAUUUCUCUCGUGGAAUGAUCAUCUGUGGAUAAAAAGGAUGUCUCAAUUUCACACAAAGUAUCAAUCCUGGCACGGAAGUCUCUUGGGAGAAAACACCGCCACUUUCUGAUUAUCUACUAUGUAACAAAUGGGUAGCCGGCGGAACUAAACAGAAAGUUUCGUGGUACGAACAGAUGCCCGCCAGUGCGACCACCGAGCUCUCCUUUGUAUCCAUGUCUGUGUAUAAACUUGUCG